Triticum turgidum subsp. durum (durum wheat) is the source of this 1146-nucleotide messenger RNA. The record is from the annotation of a GenBank genome assembly. NCBI's taxonomy places the organism in Eukaryota, Viridiplantae, Streptophyta, Magnoliopsida, Poales, Poaceae.
AUGUCGCCGGCGGCGGCGCCGCCGCUGGAGGACGAAAACUUACUCUCCGAGAUCCUCCUCCGCCUCCCCGCGCUGCCAUCCACCCUCCCCCGCGCCUCCCUCGUCUGCAAGCGCUGGCGCCUCCUCGUCUCCGACCCCGGCUUCAACCGCCGCUUCCGCCGCCGCCACCGACGCAGGCCUCCCCUCCUCGGUUACUUCAUCCACGACAGCCGAGGCAUCUCCUACGAACGUACCAUGGAUUCCCCCGACCGCGUCCCCGCCGGGCGCUUCUCCUUGCAGCUCGACCACAGCUACGGCUUCUCGCUCCUCGGCUGCCGCCAUGGCCUUGUGCUCAUCUCCAACGGUACACGGAAGCAAGUCCUGGUGUGGGACCCCGUCACCGGUGACCAGCACCGCAUCGCCUUUCCCCCAUGGUUCGACGGGAUCAAAAACCAGAUUCAUGGGGGAGUGCUUCGUGCUGCCGGCGAAGCGGACCACUUCCAGGUGGUCCUGGUACAGGCCACCAUAUGGGACAAACAGCAUUUGCAAGUGCUCGCCUGCGUUUAUUCGUCAGAGACCGGCAGAUGGGGCGAUCUUAUCUUAACACCAAUUCCAGCCCCGGCUUACUGUACGGGCUUGUCGCCCGUCUUGGUUGGGAAUUCCUUUUACUGGCGUCUUGCUGGGUGUUUUUGUGCUGUUCUUGAGUUUGAUUUGGAGAGGCAGAGCUUAGCGGUGAUACAAGUGCCGGUUGGUGAGGAGAAUAGCUUCGCUGUUAUGCGAGCCGAGGGUGGUGGGCUAGGUUUACUCUCCGUGUCAGGCCUCACCGCACAAUUAUGGAAGAGGAAUACCGACUGUGAUGGUGUUGCAUCAUGGGGGAUGGGAAGGACCAUUCAACUGGACAAGCUACUUUCUCCUUAUUCAGAUGAGACUGCGCCCCUAUUCAUAUUAGGGUUUGCAGAUGAAAAUAAUGUGGUGUUCCUGACGGGUGGUCAUGGUGUCAUCAUGGUACAGCUUGAGUCAUUGCAAUCCAAGCAACUUUGCAGGAUUGACAACAUUUUUUAUCAACAUCAUCAUGCAUUCGAAAGUGUCUAUGCUGCAGGAAUAGGCAUUGGCCGUGAACAUGAUGGGGCUGAACUUGUGGGCAAUCCACAAGUGAUUGCCUGUUAG